CGAUGUCGACUAAUGUGAGCGGAAGUACAUACGUUCUCUCUUUUCCGGCGGCCAUUGUGGAGUGAUCGGCAGGCCAUCAUGAAGCUGAAUCCGUUUGUGACGUCAUCCCGUCGCAAGAACCGCAAGAGGCACUUCAAUGCCCCGUCUCACAUCCGCAGAAAGAUCAUGUCCUCUCCCCUCUCCAAGGAGCUUAGGCAGAAGUACAACGUGAGGUCCAUGCCCAUCCGUAAGGAUGACGAGGUCCAGGUUGUCCGGGGACAUUACAAAGGCCAGCAGAUUGGCAAAGUUGUGCAGGUCUACAGGAAGAAGUACGUCAUCUACAUCGAGCGUGUGCAGCGUGAGAAGGCCAACGGCACAACCGUGCAUGUUGGUAUCCACCCUAGCAAGGUCGUGAUCACAAGGCUGAAGCUUGACAAGGACCGCAAAAAGAUCCUGGAACGCAAGGCCAAGUCACGACAGGACGGCAAGGAGAAGGGAAAAUACAAGGAGGAGACCAUCGAAAAAAUGCAGGAGUGAAAAAAAUCCACCUUUUGUUAGCCACAAUAAAAGACUGUAAAAAAAAAAAAAAAA
Messenger RNA from Megalops cyprinoides (Indo-Pacific tarpon), 570 nucleotides. RefSeq names its product 60S ribosomal protein L26-like. NCBI's taxonomy places the organism in Eukaryota, Metazoa, Chordata, Actinopteri, Elopiformes, Megalopidae. Gene Ontology annotation, cellular component: cytosolic large ribosomal subunit; ribosome. Gene Ontology annotation, molecular function: structural constituent of ribosome; RNA binding. The record is from RefSeq and is a predicted model, not a curated record. Gene Ontology annotation, biological process: ribosomal large subunit biogenesis; cytoplasmic translation. The coding region runs from base 79 to 516 and encodes 145 amino acids. The transcript has 4 exons.